CUUUUGUCAAAUUGGUUUAUCAAUGUCUGUAUAUACCGAUGAGCCUAGAAGUUACCCCCAGCUUCAAUCUUUAUGAAACCGAACUCAAAUGUGGAAUUUCGAUUGAAAUCCUAAAUUCGCCGGUGUAGAACAACAGCGACCACAAGGGUUUUCUUCUCCCACUGACAGGUAUCGAUCAUCGCCUCUUUUGAUUUCCAUCUUGUUGCCCAUUUUAGUUUUCUUUCUGAUACACCCAACUUGCGAUUACGAAACCUAGAUCUAUUGUGUAUUCUUUAUGGUAUGUUCCGACAUGAAUUGGUUGAUUGAUAUGGUGUGCAUAUUGUUUCGUCAUGAACAUUUGUGGAAACUUCAUUUUUAGAGUGUUCUAGAAGUCAAUUUGAAUCACAGUAAGUUGGAUGUACUAGCUUUUUAAAUUUAAAUGUGAUACAUUUCCAUGUGUUGGUUUUAAAGGGUUUCAUGAUCGAUCAACCUUUAGAUUCUUGUUCUUGAAUCUUUUGGAGUUGAAAACUUGGAAUAAAUUUGAAAGUUUGACAAGAGACUUCCUUUGAAAUUAGCAUAGAACAUACUACCUUUUUAUAUUAAGAUGAAAUAGGGGAAAAAGUUGCAGAUUCUGUGAUCAAAUUGAACGGCGCAAACCUUUAGUGAUGACAAUUGGGCCAAUCAACAUUUAGCUUGCAAGUUCACGAAAGAGAUGAGUUGCAAUAAGAAGUGACAUCCCAAGAAUGGAUUUGUUUUGAUCUAUGGGGACCGAGGAAGUAAUAUAACUGUUUAAUCUACUGUCUAAUUGAGCUAGAUGUAGGAUCUUGGUCCUGCUUGCAACAAAAUGAUACCCUUUUGGCUUUUUAUUUUUCAUUUCAACUUGAAUGUCUUCAGUUCUUCCAAUAUUAUUAGAGAUGCGCUGGGAUGGCUGGCUUAUGCAUAUGCAUUUCAGUUCCUCAUUGUUAUGGAGUCUAUUUCAUGUAUGAAGUUUAUUUGCAGCAGGUACCGUGUAGUUAUUAACUACUUCCUCCUUAAAGAAGUGCAAUGCUAGACUUGACACUUAGUUUAAUGAGAGUCUUUGACAAAUAAUCAAAUACCUAAACCUGUUAAGGUGCGUUUGGUAUGCAGAUUACAUGGGAUGGGACGGGACAAAAGAAAGUAGUCCCAUGUUUGGCAUGCCAUAGACAAAAAAUACAUAGGACAAGAUGGGACUAUUUUUAAAUUUCAUGGGACAAAACUUGAUAAUUUUUGUUCCACCAAAAACAGGUGGAGCAACAUGGGACUAAAUAUAAAAUCGACAGAACUUUUUUACUGAAUAAUGGUUGCUAGAAAAGAAAGAAGGUAUAUUUUCCCACACUGCUGGUUGGUCAAACCAACGAUUACUUCUCAGAGUAAUAAGGAGAUCCUUUUUCUAGCAAACAAUCCCUUCCUACUUGUUUGUCCUGACAGAUAGAAAGAGAGACCCCAAAGAGCAUUCUUUACUGUACCAAUUUCAGUUUCAAUUUCUGUGCACACACUAGAAACGUCGAUCAUACCCAUUUAUUCGGUUGCUUGGUCAGCAUAAAAAUACCUUACCCGCCCUACAUAACAAAGUCCCUUCCUCUGUCAAGAUGCCAGGUUUAAGCCCUUCUCAAGGUUAUGCAUAUAAAAUGAAUAGCAAUGGCUGAAAUCACCUUGGUUACUAUUAAAUACUCUAUUCUUCGGAUAACGUUUAAUAAAUUUUCACAUUUAGUUUCUCAAUUGGUUCACAUAUUUUGACAAAGAUCAAGACAACCAGUAAGGAGUAAGAAUUGUAUUUUAGCAAACAUCUUUCAUAGUUUAUACCUUAAGAUUUCUUAAUUUUUGUCAUUUUACAACUAAAUGCAACCUUUUAGCUUUUUUGAGAUGCGUUCAGCUACAUCAAUCUAUUCCCGAGAGCACCAAGAAGGAAAAAGUUGCCGCGUCUGAUAAGCAGAAGAACAGAGUUUGCUUGAGAGUAUCUGAUUCACUAGACCUGAAGUUCCAACAGACAGGAAGUUAUUUGUGAUUUGUUGGAGAGGAUGACGAACCACCCUCAAAACGUGUGAAAGCAUCCUCUAGAGAACUAAGAGGUCUUUCAAACGGUGAGUGUCUAAAAGAACCUUCAAGUUGCUCAUUAAGUGCUUCAAUGGCUCGGCCCCUAGCCUCGCAAGGGGAUGAUGAAGUGAUUAGUUCAAAAGGAGUUAAGAAAGUGGAAUUCGUUCGAAUCAUAGCUGAAGCAUUGUAUUCUCUUGGGUAUAGUAAAACUGGGGCUUAUCUCGAAGAGGAGUCGGGAAUACCUUUUCAUUCAUCUGUAGUUACUGUAUUCAUCCAACAAAUUCUUGAUGGCAGUUGGGACGAAAGUUUAGCUUCUUUGCAUAAAAUUGGCAUAGUGGAUGAAACUAUAAUUAAGUUGGCAUGCUUUAUAAUACUACAGCAGAAAUUUUUUGAACUUCUGGACGGAGAAAAGGUAAUGGAUGCUUUGAAGACACUGAGGACUGAGAUAGCACCUCUUUCUAUAAACAACUUCAGAGUCCGUGAGCUUUCAUCCCUCAUUUUGUCUCCUUCACACAGGGUCAUUGAUGGAAUAUCUGGUCAAGAAAUGGUCAAACCGAAGCCUCGAUCAGAGCUACUUGAGGAUUUACAAAAGUUAUUUCCUCCAACGGUAAUGAUACCAGAAAAAAGGUUGUUACAAUUAGUAGAACAAGCGCUUGACUUGCAACGUGACACGUGCUUGUUUCACAAUUCUUUGGUUGGGGAAACUUCAUUAUUAACUGAUCAUCGUUGUGGAAGAGAUAACAUUCCUUCAGAAACAGUACAGAUUCUGCCAGACCACCACGAUGAAGUUUGGUACUUGCAGUAUUCUAAAAAUGGGAAAUACUUGGCGUCGUCAUCCAGUGAUCAUUCUGCAAUUAUAUGGGAGGUUAAUUUGGAGGGUAGAGUCUCUUUAAAGCAUAGAUUAAUCGGCCACCAAAAACCGGUAUCAUGUGUUUCAUGGAGCCCGGGUGAUGAUCAGAUCCUCACAUGUGGUGCAGAGGAAGUUAUCAGGCGUUGGGAUAUUUCGUCCGGUGAAUGCCUUCAGGUUUACGAGAAGGGUCUCAUUGGUUCUAUUUCUUGUAGCUGGUCUCCAGAUGGGAAAUGGAUCUUUUCGGGAUUGACUGAUAAAAGCAUAAUGAUGUGGGAUUUGGAUGGAAAAGAGAUGGAUUGUUUAAAGGGACAAAAGACUCUUAGGAUCUCGGACUUGCAAACGACUAGUGAUGGGAAAUUGAUUACAAUUUGUAAGGAAAAUAUGAUAGUUAUUCUUGACAGAGAAUCAGGGACGGAAAGAUGUAUCAAAGAGGAUCAAAUGAUAGUUUCGUUCACGUUAUCUUGGGACAACAAGUUCUUGCUGGUUAGUCUUGUGAAUGAAGAAUUGCACCUCUGGAGUAUUCAGGGCCAUAUUCGAUUUGUUUCCAAGUAUAGAGGUCAUAGACGUUCUCGCUUCAUUGUUAGAGCGUGCUUUGGUGGAUUUCAGCAAGCGUUUAUUGCCAGUGGCAGUGAAGAUUCACAGAUUUACAUAUGGCACAGAGGAUCAGGAGAGCUGAUAGAAACAUUGGGAGGCCAUUCUGGUGCUGUGAACUGUGUCAGCUGGAACCCAACGAACCCACAUAUGCUGGCCUCGGCUAGUGAUGACCGUACAAUACGCAUUUGGGGACUAAAUCACGUCGACACCAAAUCCAACAGUUGCAUUCCUCAUUGUAAUGGAGCAAAUUAAAGCAGCCUUACUACUCAUAAGAAAGGUACCAAGAAUUCACAGAUUAAUUGUUUCUUUUCUUGCUGUUGGGUUCAUGUAGAUACCUUUGCUUCCUUUCCUUGCCAACUAGAUAUUUAUAAUGACAAUGUGAAAUGCUUACUUACUGCUUGAUUAAUUUGAUUUCCAUUAUUUUCUGAA
Messenger RNA from Cynara cardunculus var. scolymus (artichoke), 3907 nucleotides. Its product is annotated as WD repeat-containing protein 26 homolog. The coding region runs from base 2126 to 3730 and encodes 534 amino acids. The record is from RefSeq and is a predicted model, not a curated record. The transcript is spliced from 6 exons. Gene Ontology annotation, molecular function: protein binding. NCBI's taxonomy places the organism in Eukaryota, Viridiplantae, Streptophyta, Magnoliopsida, Asterales, Asteraceae.